AAUUACUGUCUGAAACUGAAUUAUGAGUGUGUUUUGUUUCUUUGUGGGGAUGUUUUUUUCUUUCCUGGAGCCCAUUUCUGCUUGUGGGAUCGAGCUUUGAGUUCUGUGAUUGGCUCUCUUUCUCUCCCUAUCUCUGUCUUUCUCACUUUCUCUCUCCCUCUCCUUCCUUUUGAAGGAGCUUAUUUAGGAGAGAAAACUCUACAUCUUCAGCAAUAUUAUUAUUAGCUAGAUAGAUACAGCAGAAGAAGAAGGUGAGAGUUGGAAGAAACAAAGAAAGUGAAGAGAAAGCUAUUUGUUGAAAAAGCCCGAGAGACUUCAUCAAAAGAUAAACAAAAGCAAAGCUGAUGAGAGAUAUCACUUCGCAUCUUCAUCGAUCGUUGCACUUCACCUAUGUUAGCCAACAACUCAUCUUCCUCAGUUCCUUGUUCCGAGCCUUUUUCUUGCUUGGAAAAUGGUAACAACAAUAAAAGGAAAAGAAGGCCAGCAGGAACUCCAGAUCCAGAUGCGGAGGUAGUGUCGCUUUCACCGAAAACGUUACUGGAAUCGGAUCGUUAUGUAUGCGAGAUCUGCAACCAGGGGUUUCAGAGGGACCAGAAUCUGCAGAUGCACCGGAGACGUCACAAGGUGCCCUGGAAGCUUCUGAAGAGAGAGACUCCGGUGGUGAGGAAACGGGUAUUCGUGUGCCCCGAACCGAGUUGCCUGCACCACGACCCGUGCCACGCGCUGGGUGAUCUGGUUGGGAUAAAAAAGCACUUCAGAAGGAAGCACAGCAACCACAAGCAAUGGGUUUGUGAGAAAUGCUCGAAAGGCUACGCAGUUCAAUCUGACUACAAAGCCCAUCUCAAGACCUGCGGCACCCGAGGCCAUUCUUGCGACUGUGGCCGUGUUUUCUCAAGGGUUGAGAGUUUCAUUGAACACCAAGAUGCUUGCAACAUGGAUCGUCUAAGGCCGGAAUCCCAAGCAGUAGUACUACAACCACCGGCAUGCCUAUCAAGAACGGCUUCAAGUCCAAGUCCGUCAAGCGAAACCAAUUUCAGCAGCAGGACUACUCCUAACUGGCCUUCGGCUUCAGCUUUGGUGGUGCCAAAGCCGCUUCAUGACAACACCAAAUUGAUCUUAAGUAGUCCUCCUGCUGGCCACGGUAUUAGUGACCGUAAUCGAAACUCAUCCAAGAAUAUCAAUGCAAACAGCUUGUACAAUUUGGAUCUUCAGCUUGCGACCACGUCAAAUGACAACAAUCCUAACCAUAUUGAAGUCUCGGUUUCCUCGUCUAAGAGAGACGUGGAAAACCAUUCCACUCAGCUCCAGCUCUCAAUUGGAUCGUGUGACAAUUUUGGCGAUCAUCAUCAUCCAAAGAAUAUUAAUAUUGAAUCAAACAGAAACUCUCCGAGGGAAAGCAGCACUAGUACUAAUGAACAUCACCACCAACAGAUGAAACCAGCAGGUGAAUCAGCAUCAACAUCAAGGAUAAUUAAAGAAGAAGCACGAGAGCAGUUAAGGCUUGCCUUGGCGGAAAAGGCUUACGCAGAAGAGGCGAGACAGCAAGCGGAGCAGCAGAUUGAGCUAGCCGAGCAGGAGUUUGCGAAUGCCAAGAGAAUAAGGCAGCAAGCACAAGCUGAAUUGGACAAGGCGCAAGCUUUGAAAGAGCAUGCCGUUAAGAAAAUCAACUCUACCAUUCUCCAAAUCACCUGUCAGGCUUGCAAGCAACAAUUUCAAGCUCGAACGAGGCAAGCAAACCCUCAUGAGAACUCUCUGGCGUUCAGUUACAUGUCAUCGGCUUUAACAACAACAACAUCUGAAGGUGGCCAGUUAGAGAUCAAUGCUAGUGCUACUCGAACGGAUGAUCGGGCAAAUUCAUCUGCUAAACCGUAAUAGGUUUCCUCCAUCUCAAUGUAAACCUUUUCUUGUUUUCUUUUUAUUGGAUAUUGAUAUUCUGUAUUACAUAUAACAAUAACAAGCUGGUUAUUGUGAUAAUAUUUGGCUGAGGAGACGAGUACGUGUUGUACGUAUCUUGCAAGAUGUGUGUUGUUAUUUGUUGAUUAAUUUGGUAAAUGAAGAGUAUGGUGAUGAUAAUGAUUUUGCUGAAUAUA
This is a messenger RNA of Rosa chinensis, 2090 nucleotides long. RefSeq names its product zinc finger protein SHOOT GRAVITROPISM 5. Gene Ontology annotation, cellular component: nucleus. Gene Ontology annotation, molecular function: DNA-binding transcription factor activity. The record is from RefSeq and is a predicted model, not a curated record. The transcript is spliced from 4 exons. Lineage: Eukaryota; Viridiplantae; Streptophyta; Magnoliopsida; Rosales; Rosaceae. Bases 391 to 1872 code for a protein of 493 amino acids.